AUGGCUACAAAAAGGGCCGGCAAGGCGUCUGGUGCCCGCAAAUCAGACACCAUUUCCAACAACGAACCACCUGUGCCCUUCAAGAAGGCCCCUGACAGCUUGGAGCCAUUCUUCGACCAACUCUCCGCCCGCCAUAUCUAUAUCGCACACAUUGAUAGCAAACCUGCGUCCUUUAAGCGAAAGAUAUUCAGUGUCCCGGUUCUCAUGAACAUUGGCGUUGUGCUACUGUUUGCUCUACGGGUUUGGUACAUUGGACCAUAUUACUACCUGCUGCUCCAAUCCGCUCUUGGUACCGCCAAUGCCACGACGUUUUUAGCCAAGGAUCUGUCCUGGAACCAGUUAAUCUCUGUGAUAUUCCGCCGUGGCUUUACUUUUAUGCUAGACCUUACCCUGUGUGUCUUUGUCUGGCCAUGGCCCAUUGAGUUCUGUUUCGGUACCACACAUGGCAACCCCGUUGGUUGGCGGAUGCAGGUCGGCUUCCGCGACAAGGAGAUCUACGUUCGCCGCAGCCGCUCGUGGUAUUCAUCGACAAAGAAUAGCACCAUAUCGGAAGAUGCGGCCGGCAGCAACAGUGGCGCCACGACGAAAAUGGAUCUGGUCAACGAUGAGGAUGCUCGUCGCCUGCUUGUUGCACACAUCAGCCAAGCGACAUCGCCACUGUUGACCCAGCAAAAGACGGGCUACCUCACCAUGGACGGCAAUUGGGACCUGGAUUGGAACUUGAUGGUGCUGGCGACGCACCUGGUGGACAAAAAGGAACUCGCGCUCGAGGCCUUUACAUCACUGACACUUCUUCACCAUGACGACUAUGGCUGGCUGACUGUAGACUUGCGGUCACUAGGUGGUGGUGUUGGCUCUAGUGCCUCCUCGGGUGACGAUGACAUUCGCCGCAGACAAGUGUUUGCUUUUCGUGAUGCGCUCGCUACGAUUGGGAAGGAGGACUUGUUUUUCCGUUGGAUUGAAAUUAUUCAGUUCGAGGCUACGCGGCCUGGAGGUCUUGGCGAUGCAGAAAGGCAAGCAAUAGUUGCUAAAGAGGUGCGGGAUGUAUUCCAAGAAAAUGGCGUAGACUUUGACCAGCUCUGGGCUGACUCGGUAGGUACAGAAGGACUUCACGGAAUGUAA
Molecule: messenger RNA, 1122 nt
Organism: Sporothrix brasiliensis 5110
Lineage: Eukaryota; Fungi; Ascomycota; Sordariomycetes; Ophiostomatales; Ophiostomataceae
Exons: 1
Coding region: 1-1122 (373 amino acids)
Source: RefSeq, a predicted model, not a curated record